GUGAGCAGGUGCCAGAGCUGCGCCCAUGGCUGCUGGCCAAUCGCCCGGGCAUCUAUCAGCGGGUGGAGGGCGUGCGUUACCUCUGCAGGCCAUGCGGCUCGGAAGUGUUCUUCGUCAGGCCGGCGUUGAGCGCUGUUUGGUUUGUUCACGAGCACGAGAACAAGCACAAGGAAGGCCUCCAGCGGAUGGCAGCGGCCAGCUGGUUCCAGUUGCGCCCGAACCUGUCCGAGCUCCUUGCGCAGGCCGUCGCCUUCCAGCGGACACCGGACUCCUUCGACGCCUGGAUUGCCAACGGGGUGCUGGCGUUCACAACAGAGAGCCAGGCGCCUUCUGGCUGGCUCAGCGCGCUGCGCAUCACCGUGCAAGGCUGCAGCGCAACCCUGAGGCACCGAGACUGCGAACAAGGCCUCGCAGACAGCUUGUGUGCAAGCUGCGAGAAGCUUGUCACGAAGCCGAUGCUGGAUAGCGUGGCCAACUGGGCGAGGCGCUUAGCCUGCGCCGACCUGGUCUUCGCAUGCGUCUUCCGGCCCCAAGACGUGGCAGCCAAGCUGGAGCGCAUGGAAAGCAGCGACUACACAGCCUACAGCAAAAAGUGUCGGUCUGAAGUGCGCCGCUGCUCGGAGAUCUUCAGCAGUAUGGGGAUCGCAGCUCUGCACGACCACUGCAGGAGACAGUGGCUGUGUAUGACCGGGGCAACCCUCACGGACGAGAUCCGGCGCUUCAUCCGCGUGAACAUCGCCGAGCUCAACCUGAUCAGCUGCGAGCCCGACGAGCAGUCUGCGUGUGAGGAUCUGCAGCUCGCGGCGUACGUGGCCUCGGGCAAGAUGCAGAAGCACGUGGCUGUCCGAGCUCUUCUCCACACUUUCGUGCAGGCGGAGAGACGAAUCAGCUCCGGCAACGCCUUGGUGCGUCCUGGCAGAAGCCUGCCUGAUGACUUCCGCCUGGAACUCAUGGGCACGCUAGGCCAAGGGAAGGCCGCCGCAGACCUCCUGGCCAUGUUCCAUGUGCGGACCAGAGGUCAAUCCCGGCCGAGGUUAGAUUUUGGCAAUCCCCUAGUGCCAGAUUUUUUCCUCAGUCACUUGGACAAGGAGGGCCAACAGACAUCGUGUGCGACUGCUUUCCGCCUCCUGACUGGAGGAGAGAGUCAGAGGCUCUUGCGCGUCGCUAUCGACGAAACGUAUUGGCGUCCGACCUGGCAACCGGUGAGCCAGUUCAAAAACAGAGACGUGGCCAUCGUCGGUGGCGGCUGGUCGGAUGAAGCCAACAUGGCUGUCCUGAACCCAAAGGAUGGGCGGUCCGACCACGACCUAGCAAGGCUGACCGUGAGCUGCGUCGCAGCCAAAAAUCCACUCUUCGUGGAGCUCGUGGGGCAGUUGCUGGAGAGCUUUGAGAAGGCCGGGCGAAAAGCGCUCCCGGUUUCUGUGGCCUACGACGGGGGCACGAGCAACAGCCUCCUGAACGCCGUGCUUCUAGGUCUCGUGGACCAGGACGAGAUGAGCGACUACCCCUUCUUCCGCUCCGUCAGCGUCGCCAGACCUAACCUGAAGAUGUUCCCGCUCGGCGUCCUGAGGUCGAAGUCGAAGCAGUACAUCUCCGGCAGCAACGUGUUUGCUGAGGGCGGGACUGCCGGUCUCGGCGUACACAAACAGAGACGCGCAGUCGGACAGCGUCCUUCACGGUUCCUCGAGGACAACUGGGAAUGCGAUGGCAUUCGCAUUUUCAUGUUUCUCGGGGAGUUGAUCUCCUCGACCUGGAACUGUGGACUGGGCCCCGAGGCUACGUUCCGCAACGCCAUGACGGCGUGGUACCUUCUCUUGAUCCAGGUGUCGGAGGCAAAGAGAAUCCAUGGCCAAGGAUGGCGAGAGAGGGCGCUGCCAUCUCAGACCAUCCGCAACUGCCUGCAUGUGGUGGCCCACGCCGCUCUUGCGUGCAUUUACAACUGCAGCGGCACGCCAUGGAGCCUCAGAGGGCGCCAGGAGCGACCAGCAGAGAUCAAGGCACCCUGGAGAGGCAACCCGUCCAUUGCCAACGCCAUCUACUCAACGCAGCUGGAGCACCUGAAGAACCUGCGCGACAGCUCCAAGUUCCAGUACCCUGCUGUCGCCCCUGCCUUCGCCGUAGACUUGCUGGAGGCAUCCGAGCUGGCUGGGCAAGCGCUCCGGGGCGCGUGCUUUCUGCAGAGCAUGUGGAGCAAGGCGCGAGACACAUCCUUGGGCUAUCUUUGGGAUCUCAUUAUGGCGUCUUGGGGCAAGAAGCAGGAGCUCUCCACGUGGAACGCCGUGGAGCAUGAGUUGGCGCUUGCAAGGCAGGCUUCGGCGCUGGAUGGCGGCCAGAGACAGAGCCGCAUAGCGGCGUGGACGAGCCGCCAGAACGCCAUGCACGGAAAGGCCUCAGCAAGCGAUCCCAGCGAGCUCCUGGUCACAAGAGUGACCCACUUCAAGAGCCACAGCGAGAGCCAGCUUCUGUUGUUCCUGCGCGCGGACGAGACCGUCUCCCUCUGCUUGCCGCUCACAAGCUUCAGAGGCGCAGUGCUGGCUGGCAAGGGGAACCCAAGACGUCUGCAGGUGGCCCGGCCAAGCGCAGCGCCUCUGCCAGCAGGGCUCGUCAAGGCUGUGAGAGUUGUGGAGUUGGUCGAGAGCUCCAAGACCACCUGGGUCGCUACGGGCCUCAACCCCGUUUCAAUGCUGGACACCACAAGCGUCCUGGCCGAGGUGAGGGCGAAGGAGAUCACGCGCAACAGCAGCCGCACGACGGUGAAGCUCAGCAAAGAAGCCCUCGAGGCGAUGGCAGACUUCAUCAAGAAGGCUCCCUGGAAAGAGGCCGCCGCUGCCGAAGAGAAGGUUGCUUGGGUCCACGUUGGCAUGUUUUGGCAGUCUGUGGCUUUGCAGCUUGUAGCGACCCCCGCCGGCCUGGCUAUCAGCAAACUCCCAGGCCUGACAGCCAAACAGCUCACGCCUGCAGCCGGGGUGAAACACAUCCCACUUUUUCUGCGCGGUUUGCCAGCUAUCUGGGAGGCUACGCCUCUCCUGGACAGCGAAGGUAGCUUCCGCAUACCCAAGCGGUCGAUCCCUUGGCCCGAGGUGUGUGUGAGAGCGCAAGACAUGCUGGACGUCAAACUAGCUGGCAAAAACCAGUCGGAGUACGGAAAGUCUGUGCUUUGGGUUCUGCGCAGCCUGCUCCCCGAAGGGGACGGCGCCCUGAAGCGUCUCCAAUCUUUUGUGCAAGACGUGGAUAGUCUUGCUGCGCCGAUGCUGCCGCUGCACUGA
Messenger RNA from Symbiodinium pilosum, 3266 nucleotides. NCBI's taxonomy places the organism in Eukaryota, Dinophyceae, Suessiales, Symbiodiniaceae. The record is from the annotation of a GenBank genome assembly.